AUGAACUUCCCUAGACCCCAGAUGUCGGAGGCCGACCAGGCCACCGCGAUGGCGAAGACGAUGGAGAAUGCCAUGCAAAACUGCUUCAUCAAGUCCGCGAUAUCCGGUGUUAUGGGUUUUGGCAUGGGUGGUGUGUUUGGACUGUUCAUGGCAUCUAUGGCCUACGAUACCCCCUACCAUACGGUCGGCGCUGGCGGUGCCGCUACCCCGUCACCUCCCUCCCCUCCAAACUUUGGCAAGGUUGGCGCGCUUUUCGCCGGCAUCGAGUGCGGCGUCGAAGGCUUCCGAGCCAAAAACGACCUCGCCAACGGCGCGAUAUCCGGAUGCCUCACGGGUGCGAUCCUUGCUAGGAACGCUGGUCCGGGAGCGGCGGCCGGUGGUUGCGCGGCCUUUGCUGCUUUUGGUCUCGCCAUCGAUGCGUGGAUGAGGCAGCCCAAGGACGAGUAA
Molecule: messenger RNA, 447 nt
Organism: Parascedosporium putredinis
Lineage: Eukaryota; Fungi; Ascomycota; Sordariomycetes; Microascales; Microascaceae
Source: the annotation of a GenBank genome assembly